Messenger RNA from Suillus subalutaceus, 1167 nucleotides. Its product is annotated as kinase-like domain-containing protein. The coding region runs from base 1 to 1020 and encodes 339 amino acids. Gene Ontology annotation, molecular function: protein kinase activity; ATP binding. The transcript is spliced from 10 exons. NCBI's taxonomy places the organism in Eukaryota, Fungi, Basidiomycota, Agaricomycetes, Boletales, Suillaceae. Gene Ontology annotation, biological process: protein phosphorylation. The record is from RefSeq and is a predicted model, not a curated record.
AUGUGCAAGUACAUUGAAUGCCCCUGGCAGAGACUUUACCGCGAAGUAGCCGUGUGGAUCAGACUGAGGCAUGCACAUGUUCUCACUCUUCACGGUAUGGUCUCAGGUUUUGGACCAUUGCCUGCCCUUGUUUCUACAUGGAUGGAUAAUGGGGCACUUGAUGGUUACCUGGGGCGCAUGAGCCUCACCAUGGAACAGAAACUAAAGCUUUUGAAACAGGUGGUGGAUGGCUUGAGAUAUCUUCAUGAACAGGAAAUAAUUCACGGGGACCUGACCAGCGCAAAUAUUGUAAUCGACCGCGAUGGCAAUGCAUUUUUGGCAGAUUUCGGUUUCUUGACAGUUGUCGCAGAGAGUAACAGAUCGUACUACAACUCGUUUGCGAGUGGUGCUGUCCGGUGGUUAGCGCCCAAAUUGAUUGGCUCACCGGAACCAGACAACAAUCCGGAUAACAGUGACAGCGAUGUCAACCUGCAAAAACCGAGCAGUCAGAGCGAUAUAUUUUCGCUCGGUUGCAUCAUGCUACAUGUCUUCUCGGGUAAACUUCCCUUCUGGUGGCUUAAAAGUGCUCGACAGCUGCUCAACGCUCGAUUCAACCGCGUAGAGCCAUAUCGGGUCGAGCCCAGUGUAACCGUUAGCCACCAGCAUUUGGAUUUCAUGCGGAAAUGUUGGUCAGCCAAGCCUGAGGCUCAUCCUUCCACUGGAGAUGCUGCUUCCUUUGUGGAAUACAAACUGGGACGUGCAAGUGGCGCCGUGACUAUACUACAGCCGGUCAAUUCUGUAGACACCACUGCCACCUCUGCAGAUUCCGCAAUCCGCCCGUUGAUGAUACCAGUCGUACCAGUGCCAGUAUCCAGUAUCACUAUGCAGCUAUCACCACAAGUUCAGCCAGUCCCAGUAUCCGAUAUCACUAUUUUGCAGCCAAAUGCAUCAAUUCAAAUAUCUGCACUGCAAGUCCAGGUGCAGUUUGAUCUUCCUAUACCAUCCAACUUCAAGACUGUGGAUGGAAAUCUUGCACCAUAAAUAUUUCACGUGACUCUGGGUUAUAAGUCGCUUGAAUACUGUCUUGUUGUCAAACACGCCGGUCCGUUAUAGAUGAACUGCCAAUUAGGGCGGCCAAUAGUCCAAGUCAAGUUGCAGUGGAUGCACAUUAGUCCCAGAUGCUAACGG